This is a messenger RNA of Solanum pennellii, 1742 nucleotides long. Its product is annotated as 3-oxoacyl-[acyl-carrier-protein] synthase I, chloroplastic-like. Gene Ontology annotation, biological process: fatty acid biosynthetic process. The record is from RefSeq and is a predicted model, not a curated record. Bases 25 to 1431 code for a protein of 468 amino acids. Gene Ontology annotation, molecular function: 3-oxoacyl-[acyl-carrier-protein] synthase activity. The transcript has 7 exons. Lineage: Eukaryota; Viridiplantae; Streptophyta; Magnoliopsida; Solanales; Solanaceae.
AUCUUUCCUUCUCCGCCGGUAACCAUGCAAGCUAUCCAAUCUUCAUCUCUCCGGCCAUCUCCGGUCGACCCAUUUCUCAAAAGCAUACCCCAAUUCACCAAUGUAAAGCCAUUGAGACCCAAAAGAACCCCUUUUAUCUCAGCUUCAUCCACUACAGUUUCAGCUCCAACAAGGGAAAAAGACCCCAAAAAGCGUGUUGUUAUAACUGGGAUGGGUCUUGUUUCUGUGUUUGGGAAUGAUGUUGAUGCUUAUUAUGAUAAGUUAUUAGCUGGUGAAAGUGGGGUUACUCUAAUUGAUCGAUUUGAUGCUUCUAAAUUUCCUACUAGAUUCGGUGGACAAAUUAGAGGAUUUAAAGCUGAUGGUUAUAUUGAUGGUAAGAAUGAUAGAAGGCUUGACGAUUGUCUCAGGUAUUGUAUUGUUGCUGGGAAAAAAGCUCUGGAAAAUGCGGAUCUUGGUAGCGACAGAGAUAAAAAGAUUGAUAAGGAGCGAGCUGGUGUUUUGGUAGGAACAGGAAUGGGUGGUCUUACAGUUUUUUCAGAUGGCGUCCAAGCCUUAAUCGAAAAGGGUCACAGGAAAAUUACUCCAUUUUUCAUACCAUAUGCCAUAACAAAUAUGGGUUCGGCCUUGCUUGCAAUUGAUGUUGGUUUCAUGGGACCUAACUACUCAAUUUCAACUGCUUGUGCUACCUCCAACUAUUGUUUCUAUGCUGCUGCAAAUCACAUUCGUCGAGGUGAGGCUGACUUGAUGAUAGCUGGUGGAACUGAAGCUGCCAUAAUUCCUAUUGGGUUGGGAGGUUUUGUGGCAUGCAGAGCUUUGUCUCAAAGAAAUGAUGAUCCACAAACUGCUUCUAGACCGUGGGACAAAGAUAGAGACGGCUUUGUUAUGGGAGAGGGAGCUGGAGUGUUGGUGAUGGAAAGUUUGGAGCAUGCAAUGAAACGAGGAGCACCCAUAAUUGCAGAGUACUUGGGUGGUGCAGUAAAUUGUGAUGCUCAUCACAUGACUGACCCCAGAGCUGAUGGACUUGGUGUUUCUUCAUGCAUCCUUAGUAGCCUUGAAGAUGCUGGAGUGUCACCAGAAGAGGUUAAUUACAUAAAUGCUCAUGCAACUUCCACAAUAGUUGGUGAUCUAGCUGAGGUAAACGCUAUUAAGAAGGUAUUCAAGAACACUUCAGAGAUCAAAAUGAACGCAACCAAGUCCAUGAUAGGUCACUGCCUGGGUGCUGCUGGUGGCCUGGAAGCUAUUGCAACAGUUAAAGCCAUUAAAACUGGCUGGCUGCAUCCUUCAAUAAACCAAUUUAACACUGAGCCUUCAGUUGAGUUUGAUACAGUUGCAAACAAGAAACAGCAGCACGAGAUUAAUGUUGCAAUCUCAAAUUCAUUUGGUUUUGGUGGUCACAACUCUGUUGUCGUGUUUUCUGACUUCAAGCCAUGAGUCAGCUUAGUAUAGCAAGAGCAACCUUCUGCUUCUGAGGCUUAAUUUAGUGUGGUAUAGAGGCUGCUUCAUCUCAACACAGAAAUUGCGAAUUUUGGUUGUUUUUGUUCUUCGCAUCGACAAUCUUAACUUUUUCUGGUAUUUUUCUACGUUUAGAUAAUUGGAUGUUUUCAGGCUUGGUUAGGCAGCAACCAGUUUUGAAUUAUGUAAGAGAUAGAAAAUAUACUAUGGUAUUUUGAGGUUGAGAGCAUUGUUCACUUUGAUUAUUUGAUCUUCAAGAUCUCAAUAGUUAUUCUUGGUUUCCUACUAAA